AACUUAUUUUGGUGAGGGUUUGCUCUGGGCAUUUGAUUUGCCCAGUAGUUGAAAAGUGAACUCGACUCGUGAUGGUUCUCCUGUCACUUUGGUUGAUAGCAGCCGCUCUGGUAGAGGUUAGGACUUCAGCUGAUGGACAAGCUGGUAAUGAAGAAAUGGUGCAAAUAGAUUUACCAAUAAAGAGACAGAGAGAGUAUGAGCUGGUGACACCAGUCAGCACAAAUCUAGAAGGACACUAUCUCUCCCAUAUUCUUUCUGCAAAUCACAAGAAGAGGUCAACGAGGGACGUAUCCUCCAACUCUGAGCAAUUAUUUUUUAACAUCACAGCAUUUGGAAGAGAUUUUCAUCUACGACUGAAACCCAACACUCAGUUAGUAGCUCCUGGGGCAGUUGUGGAGUGGUAUGAGACAGCUCUGGUGCCUGGGAAUAUAACUGACCCCAUCAAUGAACAUCAACCAGGAGGUGCUUCUGAAAGAAUCUGGAAAACAGAGCCUUUGCAGACUAACUGUGCUUAUAUUGGUGACAUCAUGGACAUUCCAGGAACCUCUGUUGCCAUUAGCAACUGUGAUGGUCUGGCUGGAAUGAUAAAAAGUGAUAAUGAUGAGUAUUUCAUUGAACCCUUGGAAAGAGGUAAGCAAAUGGAAGAAGAAAAAGGAAGAAUUCAUGUUGUCUACAAGAGAUCAGCAGUGGGACAGGCUCCCACAGACAUGUCCAAAGACUUCCACUACACAGAGUCGGCUCUGGAAGGCCUUGAUGACCUAGGUACUAUUUACAACAACAUUGGCCAGCAGCUGAAUGAAACAAUGAGGCGUCGCAGACAUGCAGGAGAAAACGAUUACAACAUUGAGGUGCUGCUGGGCGUGGAUGACUCUGUGGUUCGUUUUCAUGGCAAAGAGCAUGUCCAAAACUACCUCCUCACCCUGAUGAACAUUGUGAAUGAAAUUUAUCAUGAUGAGUCCCUUGGAGUCCAUAUAAAUGUGGUCCUGGUGCGCAUGAUAAUGCUGGGUUAUGCAAAGUCUAUCAGCCUCAUAGAAAGGGGAAACCCCUCCAGGAGCUUGGAGAAUGUGUGUCGCUGGGCUUGCCAACAACAAAAAUCUGAUCCCAACCACUCUGAACACCAUGAUCAUGCAAUUUUCUUAACCAGGCAAGACUUUGGACCUGCUGGAAUGCAAGGAUAUGCUCCAGUCACAGGCAUGUGUCAUCCCGUGAGAAGUUGUACUCUGAAUCAUGAGGAUGGUUUUUCAUCUGCUUUUGUAGUAGCCCAUGAAACUGGCCAUGUGUUGGGAAUGGAACACGACGGACAAGGCAACAGAUGUGGUGACGAGACAGCCAUGGGGAGUGUCAUGGCGCCUUUGGUGCAAGCAGCGUUUCAUCGUUACCAUUGGUCCCGAUGCAGUGGCCAGGAAUUGAAAAGAUACAUCCAUUCCUAUGACUGUCUCCUCGAUGACCCUUUUGAACACGAUUGGCCCAAACUCCCAGAACUUCCUGGAAUCAAUUACUCUAUGGAUGAACAAUGUCGUUUUGACUUUGGGGUUGGUUAUAAAAUGUGUACUGCGUUCCGAACCUUUGACCCAUGCAAACAACUGUGGUGUAGUCAUCCUGAUAAUCCCUACUUUUGUAAGACUAAAAAGGGUCCCCCACUGGAUGGAACUGAAUGUGCUGCUGGAAAAUGGUGCUAUAAGGGCCACUGCAUGUGGAAGAACGCCAAUCAGCAAAAACAAGAUGGCAGCUGGGGAUCAUGGACCAAGUUUGGCUCCUGUUCCCGGACUUGCGGAACUGGUGUUCGUUUCAGAACACGCCAGUGCAAUAAUCCAAUGCCCAUCAAUGGUGGUCAGGAUUGUCCUGGUGUUAAUUUUGAGUACCAGCUUUGUAACACAGAAGAAUGCCAAAAGCACUUUGAGGACUUCAGAGCCCAGCAGUGCCAACAGCGUAACUCCCACUUUGAAUACCAGAGCACCAAACACCACUGGUUGCCAUAUGAACAUCCUGAGUCCAAGAAAAGAUGCCACCUUUACUGUCAAUCCAAAGAGAGUGGCGACGUCGCUUACAUGAAGCAGCUGGUGCAUGAUGGAACGCGCUGCUCGUACAAAGACCCUUACAGCAUAUGUGUGCGAGGAGAGUGUGUGAAAGUGGGCUGUGAUAAAGAAAUCGGUUCUAACAAGGUUGAAGACAAGUGUGGAGUCUGUGGAGGUGAUAAUUCCCAUUGUCGGACUGUAAAGGGGACAUUCACCAGGACACCAAGGAAACUUGGGUACCUUAAGAUGUUUGAUAUACCCCCUGGUGCUAGACAUGUGUUAAUCCAAGAAGACGAGGCUUCUCCUCAUAUUCUUGCUAUUAAGAACCAGGCUACAGGCCAUUAUAUUUUAAAUGGCAAAGGAGAGGAAGCUAAGUCUCGAACCUUCAUAGAUCUUGGUGUGGAAUGGGAUUAUAACAUCGAGGAUGAUAUUGAAACUCUUCACACCGAUGGACCUUUACAUGAUCCUGUUAUUGUUUUGAUUAUACCCCAGGAGAACGACACCCGCUCCAGCCUGACAUAUAAGUAUAUCAUCCACGAAGACUCAGCACCAACAAUCAGCAACAACAAUGUCAUCCAGGAAGAAGUGGACACUUUUGAGUGGGCUUUGAAGAGCUGGUCACAAUGUUCCAAACCCUGCGGUGGAGGUUUCCAGUAUACUAAAUAUGGGUGUCGCAGAAAAAGUGAUAAUAAAAUGGUUCAUCGGAAUUUCUGUGAGGCCAACAAAAAACCAAAACCUAUUAGAAGAAUAUGCAAUAUUCAAGAGUGUACACAUCCACUCUGGGUAGCGGAAGAGUGGGAGCACUGCACCAAAACCUGUGGGAGCUCGGGUUAUCAGCUUCGCACCGUCCGCUGCCUUCAGCCUCUCCACGAUGGCACCAACCGCUCUGUGCACAGCAAGUACUGCGUGGGGGACCGGCCCGAGAGCCGCCGGCCUUGUAACCGCCUGCCCUGCCCAGCGCAGUGGAAAACAGGACCCUGGAAUGAGUGUUCGGUGACCUGUGGUGAAGGGACGGAGGUGAGGCAGGUCUUGUGCAGGGCUGGGGACCUCUGUGAAGGUGAAAAGCCAGAGUCAGUAAGAACCUGUCAGCUGCCUCCCUGCCAUGAUGAGCCAUGUCUGGGAGAUAAAUCAAUAUUCUGUCAAAUGGAGGUGCUGGCCCGCUACUGCUCCAUACCAGGUUAUAACAAAUUAUGCUGUGAGUCAUGUAGCAAGCACAGCAGCACCCUGCCACCCCCAUACCUUCCAGAAGCUGCUGAAACGCAUGAUGAUGCUAUCUUUAACCCCAGUGACCUCCCUGGAUCACUCAUGAUGCCGACAUCUUUGGUUCCAUACCACUCAGAGACUCCUGCUGACAAGAAGAAAUCUUUGAGUAGGAUCUCAUCAGUGGGAGGUUCAGAUGCAUACGCUGCUUUUAGGCCAGGUAGUAAACCUGAUGGUGCUAACUUACCCCAGAGGAGAGCUCAGCCAACUGCAAGCAAGACUCCGAGACUGGCCUCCUCACCCACCAAGGGUGACCACCUCAAUUCAUCUUCACACAUGGCUGCGGCCCCUUUCCUUGCAGUCAGUGAUUCCUUAGGUGCUGCUGCUUCUCAGGCAAGAACCUCAAAGAAGGAUGAAAAACUUAUUGACAAGAGACGCCCAAUAAGAUCAUCCACCUUAGAAAGAUGAGAACAUGAACUGAAAAGACUGAAUGUAAGAGGAAAAUCUGGACAAGCUCCCCCUGCCCGUGGUACACCGCCUGUUUUAAGUAGAACUCUCUAUAGUCAGCUCAUUCUACCCAUAAGUGGAAGAACAAAAAGUGCUGGUUCACUUUCUAAUUGCUUUCGUCCUCCUUUUAUUCUGCAUUGACUCAUUUCCCAGAAAUCAUUGGAAGAAAAGCACCAAAGAUUAUUAACAGAAGGAAAGUAACUCUCUAAAGCAGAAAAGGGACUGGAACCAAUUAUGCAUAUCAGCUGAUUUUUUGUUUUAAAAAAGUUACAGUAGAAAUAAGAAAGAGGUGCCAAUGGUUUACACUUUAACAAAAGGUUUUGAAAAUAGAACAAAAAAUUCUUAGACUUGCAUUCCUAUUUAUCUAUAUUAGAAACAUUGUAUGAGCAGUUUUGCAGCUAUUGUGUAAAUACUGUAUAUUGCAAAAAUCAGUAUUAUUUUAAGAGAUGUGUUCUCAAAUGAUUGUUUACUAUAUUACAUUUCUGGAUGUUCUAGGUGCCUGUCAUUGAGUAUUGCCUUAUUUGACAUUCUAUGAGUUGAUUUUCAAAGCAGAAUAUUACAGAGAAGAAAUCAGACUUUCAGCUACUGAUUAUACAAAGGGUUUUGUCGUGUGGUUUGUUUAAUCAACACCAUGACACCUGUAAUACAGAAAGAGAAAAAACAUAAGCUGCAGAUAUACAGAUUUUUGUCUUACUUAUUACCCUCCAUUCUUUAAAUAAAAUAGAAUAGGAUCGAUGUCUUAGUAUACUUUUGGUCAUAGGAAACAUACCGAUAAAAAGCCUGUUCAGGACAAAGCUAACACUUUCUUAUCAGGACCUCAAAAGAUGCUAUUGAAGUGCUCUGUGUUCUUUGUUUUUAUUUCCUCAUUGUUGACAUAUACAAAAGGAUAUACUCAGUGUACUGUAAUUAUAACAGAGGAAAAGGAUCGUUUGUUUGAUUAUUGGUAGCUGAGAUAAGCAUCAUAAAAUCAGAAUUGAUACUCAAGGAUACGGUAGGGUUUUGGAAGCAGGUUCAAGACAGCAUUUGUCAAUGGUUGCGAUAUUUAUUUUCCGCAUGGUUCAUAUUCAAAUGUUCACAACCACAAUGCAUCUGACUGCAAUAAUGUGCUAGUAAUUUAUGUCAGUGGUCGUCUUGCUCACAGUGAAGCCAGAAAUGCUCUCUCCAGGGAGUAGAUGUAAAGUAUUGUAUAUAGAAUUCAGAACUGAAGAUAUUUAUUGAAUGUUGAUUUUUUUUCUUGAUAGUAUUUUUAUGUACUAAAUAUUUACGCUAAUAUCAAUGACAUAUUUUGGUAAACUAGAGAGACCUAAUUAGAGAUGCAUGCUUUGUUCUGUGCAUAGAGAAGAAAUAUAAGCAAACUAAGGCAGCCAAAUUGAAAAGCUAAAGUUGAACAAAUUUGAUGUUAUGCAUUUUUAGAGUAGUUGAUACAAAAUUGAUGAUAUGUUCCCUUUCAAUGGAAAGGUAAAAUAGUAUGGACUCAGAUAGCUAGCUAUUUAAUGAUAGUAAAUUAGAAACAUUUAAAAGAUAUGUGAAAUAGAUAAGGACUCAUGAAUUACACUUAAAUGAAAAAUGAAAGAUGCAUUGUUCCAUAACGUUUUUGACUUCAGCUCCUAAACUGUCCAAAAGUUAUUUUGGAAAAUAAAAUGUAGACAUGCUAACCUCUCAAAGCACAGAAUGUGCAGACUUCUGCAGUUUUAAUAAUGGUAAACUCACAGCUUCACCUGUUGACUCUCUAUACCUCUAAAGAAUAGCUGCUACUUUAUGCAAGACUUUUGAAAGUCACAUGAAUUAGGUGAAUUCAUUAACCAAUCCCAGAUUCUCAAGUAGAAGUCUUUUUAAUUUUUUUUUCUAAAAUUUUCCCCAGGAUGAAAUUCUCUCUAGUUUGCUUGUGUGUGCAUAUGUCUAUAUCACCAGGGGAAUAUUAGAGAAAGCUGGUCUCACACAUACACCUCCCUUAAGGAUGUACAUACUCGUUUCACUGCUGAUCAUUGGGCUUCCUUUGCUACUAAGCUAAAAAUCCCUUUUUAUCAAAGUGUACACUACUGAUGCUGUUUGUUGUAUUGGGAGCACGUAGCAAUAAAAAUGUUA
This is a messenger RNA of Condylura cristata (star-nosed mole), 5807 nucleotides long. RefSeq names its product ADAM metallopeptidase with thrombospondin type 1 motif, 3 (gene ADAMTS3). Gene Ontology annotation, molecular function: metalloendopeptidase activity. The record is from RefSeq and is a predicted model, not a curated record. Bases 72 to 3683 code for a protein of 1203 amino acids. Gene Ontology annotation, biological process: proteolysis; extracellular matrix organization. Lineage: Eukaryota; Metazoa; Chordata; Mammalia; Eulipotyphla; Talpidae. Gene Ontology annotation, cellular component: extracellular matrix. The transcript is spliced from 22 exons.